AGAAGGAGUGGCCGCGCCGGGCGGAGGGGAAGGGCGGCGGAAGGCGAGGAGGAGGCAGCGUGAGAGGAGACGCCGGACGGAGCUCUCCUUGCACCCGCAGACCCCAGCGCGAAGCAUGGCCGUGGCGGUGGGCAGACCCGCGAAUGACGACCUUCGAAAUCUCGCCCUGUCAGGCCAUGUCGGCUUUGAUAGCCUCCCUGAUCAGCUGGUGAACAAGUCAACCUCACAAGGUUUCUGCUUCAACAUCCUUUGUGUUGGGGAAACUGGCAUUGGCAAAUCAACCCUCAUGGACACACUAUUCAACACCAAGUUCGAAAGUGACCCCGCCACCCAUAAGGAACCUGGCGUACGGUUGAAAGCAAGGAGUUAUGAACUUCAGGAGAGCAAUGUCCGCCUCAAGCUGACAAUUGUCGAUACGGUGGGAUUUGGAGACCAGAUCAAUAAGGAUGACAGCUACAAGCCCAUUGUGGAAUACAUAGAUACUCAGUUCGAGGCCUACUUGCAGGAAGAGCUGAAGAUCAAACGGUCCCUGUUUAAUUAUCACGACACCAGGAUCCACGCGUGCUUAUAUUUCAUUGCCCCAACUGGGCACUCUCUGAAAUCCCUUGACCUGGUUACCAUGAAGAAGCUUGAUAGCAAGGUGAACAUUAUCCCAAUCAUAGCCAAGGCUGACACCAUUGCGAAAAACGAGUUACAUAAAUUCAAAAGCAAAAUCAUGAGUGAGCUGGUCAGCAACGGGGUCCAGAUCUACCAGUUUCCCACGGACGAAGAAACAGUGGCUGAGAUUAACGCCACCAUGAGUGUCCAUCUCCCAUUUGCCGUGGUUGGCAGCACCGAAGAAGUGAAGAUUGGCAAUAAAAUGGCCAAGGCUAGACAAUAUCCAUGGGGAGUGGUCCAAGUUGAAAACGAAAACCACUGUGAUUUUGUGAAGUUGCGCGAAAUGCUGAUCAGAGUCAACAUGGAAGACCUGAGGGAGCAAACUCACAGUCGGCAUUAUGAGCUCUACCGCCGUUGCAAACUGGAAGAGAUGGGGUUCAAAGACACGGAUCCUGACAGCAAGCCUUUCAGCCUGCAAGAAACCUAUGAGGCCAAGAGGAAUGAAUUUCUGGGUGAGCUACAGAAGAAAGAAGAAGAAAUGAGGCAAAUGUUUGUCAUGAGAGUAAAGGAAAAAGAAGCGGAGCUGAAGGAAGCAGAAAAAGAUCUUCACGAGAAGUUUGACCACCUAAAGAGGACUCACCAAGAGGAGAAGAAGAAGGUGGAAGACAAGAAGAAGGAACUUGAGGAGGAGCUGAACAACUUCCAAAAGAAGAAGGCAGCAGCUCAACUACUACAAUCACAGGGUCAACAGGCUGGCUCUCAACCCACCAAGAAGGACAAGGACAAGAAAAAUAACCCUUGGCUGUGCACAGAGUAAUGUCUCUCCUCACCACUUUUGGGAUGUGCAAAAAUCUGCAUAACAUAGUCUUUGCUUACCAAGUCCUCUGUCAAAUUUCUCCUAUCCUCCUAAAAGCCUUCAAAAUGCUAUGUACGUUUCAGCCCCAUGGAUUCUAAACUAUGGGACAAGGGAUCUCCAGAUAUGGGUGUCUCCAUAAAGGACAAUUACCAAGAGAAAAAACAACAACGAGUAAUUGGGUCUGUAGGAGAUAACAAUGUCUUCAAAAUAUUGAAGUUGAAUAGUACAAGACUGGACUUACUUAGGAUACGAUCUUUGCAGUCAACAACUGAACAAGAACUAAUAAUUGUGGGUUACUAGGCAUUGCCACUUUAGUGGGAUCCUGUCAAAUGGAUCUUGAUUAAUGAAUUCAUAAGGAAAUAAACAAAUUGGACGUAAAGCCUGUAGGCACAAUUUCAAGAGACGAUGGAACAGCCACGUGGAAUUCCUCAACUUCAAGGGCUAAUUGUUUGAAUGAAAUUGGUACGUCACAUUCAAAAAUAGGAUUCCUCAAUGUAGGCACCGUCCAGAUACAUGAUCUUCAAAUUCCCAGAAUUCUUUGAGGUGGACAGGCACGAACAGGGAUUUCUGGGAUUUGAAGUAGCUUCAACAUCGAUCAGAUGGCUUCAGUAGGACUGAAAAAUCUUACAUCAAGACCUUUUUCUCAAUCGGCUAGAGAUCUCCUAGUGAAUGCUAUGUUUUGCAAACUCUGAUGUACUUGUUGUGAGCUUUUGUUAUUCCUGGCUAUGUGAAUUGUAUGUUUCUUCGGAGUCAUAUUGUUUUUACUAGAACUUUGCAUUAAAAAUGGAAUCGAAAUCACA
Crotalus tigris (Tiger rattlesnake) is the source of this 2253-nucleotide messenger RNA. It is a transcript of the gene SEPTIN11, whose product is annotated as septin 11. Gene Ontology annotation, biological process: cytoskeleton-dependent cytokinesis. Gene Ontology annotation, cellular component: microtubule cytoskeleton; septin ring; septin complex. NCBI's taxonomy places the organism in Eukaryota, Metazoa, Chordata, Lepidosauria, Squamata, Viperidae. Gene Ontology annotation, molecular function: GTP binding; molecular adaptor activity; GTPase activity. The record is from RefSeq and is a predicted model, not a curated record.